This is a messenger RNA of Blumeria graminis f. sp. triticale, 1047 nucleotides long. The record is from the annotation of a GenBank genome assembly. NCBI's taxonomy places the organism in Eukaryota, Fungi, Ascomycota, Leotiomycetes, Helotiales, Erysiphaceae.
AUGCCUAGAGAAGGUAAAAAAUCGCGAGCUUUCAAGCAGAGCUCUCCGCCGGAGCUCAACUGCGAUGUACCAUUCUCUAAAGCCCCAUCGAGUUUGACAACGCUUCUCUCAAAACUUGAAAAAUCAUGCAUCUACAUCACACACAUCGAUAAAAAACCAAAGGAUUUCAAACUCAAAAUAUUUAUGGUACCACUUUUAACCAAUGUUGUAAUAAUCGGCUUACUCUUAUGGCGCGUCAAAGCCAUUGGUCCUUGGUACAUUAGAAUCAUUUGGUCCUUGCUAGGACAUCCUAACGAGCUCACCGUAAAUGUAGCCCAGAGCUCGAUGAGCACCCUGUCUCAAGAAAUAUUUCAACGAUUUUUGGUGUUCAUGAUUGACUUGAUUUUGUAUCUAUUCCUAUGGCAUUGGCCUAGAGAAUUCUUUGCUGGUAGCCGAAAUGGAAAUCCAUUCUCUUGGAGGCUCGCGAUUGGAUUCAGAGAGAAAGAGAUUGUUGUACGAAGGAGUAGAAUCUCGAACUUUGAUUUUGACCGUAUAAAUGAAAUCGAGGAAGACAAGAAAGUUUUACUCUAUAUGAUACAGAAAGCUAUCGAUCCUCUAUACAUGAAUGAUAAAACAGGAUACAUGAUGAUAAACAAGGAAUGGGAUCUUGAUUGGAACGCUAUGAGCACUGCAACAAGUCUAAUAGAUAAAAAUACCUUAUCUUUUGAUGACUUCAAAACUACAGCUAUACUUUUACACAGCAAAAAACAUGGAUGGUUGACAUUCAAGUCAUGCAACACUACAGUGGAUAGGGACGAGGGAAGAAAUGUCAAAAUGAAUAUCAUUAAAUUUAGGGAUGAAUUAAACGCGAUGGGAAAAGAAAGUCUCUUCAUCAAAUGGGUAAAGUUGGUUGAAGAAGCAUCACAAACCGGAGAUUUUGGAGCAGAGCAACAGAACUUAACUAUGGCUAAAGUGAAAGUUAUGUUUGAAAAUGAAAAAGUCGACUUUGAAAAGAUUUGGGCAAAAGCCAGUGGCCCAGAUGAAGUAAUAAGCAAUAGUCAAAAUUAA